Molecule: messenger RNA, 5586 nt
Organism: Ceutorhynchus assimilis (cabbage seed weevil)
Lineage: Eukaryota; Metazoa; Arthropoda; Insecta; Coleoptera; Curculionidae
Source: the annotation of a GenBank genome assembly
CAAAAAUGUUACAGGCACAACAUCCCCAAAAUCCAUUUUUUGGAAUGGAAAUAUCCGAAACUUCAUUUUCCGUAAAUAAUUUCAAUGUGCCCCCCGAAUCAGAACCGUCCUACUGCCUUUGCGGGCAGCCCUACAAUCCCGACAUUUUUAUGAUACAAUGUGAUUCUUGCAAAGAUUGGUUUCACAGCAGAUGCUGUAAUUUCAGAGAAUGGCAGGCAAUUGAAAUAGAUAAAUACCAUUGUCCCAGAUGUAGCCCGAUUAUUGGACCUUCAAUACAUAAACCUAUUCAAAAUACACAUCGCCAUGAGUUCUGGGAUCCAAAUGCCUCAAAUAAACCAGUACAAACAGGUACUCCAGCCUUUAUUCAAGAACUAAGAACCCGACAUUUCACACCAGCUGAUGAGAUAAUAAAUAAACUUAGUGGAUAUGAAUUGACAGAAGAAUAUAUAAACAUAGAAGGUUUUCACACACCAAUCAUUGUCAAUAAUAAAGAUGGACUGGAUAUGAUUAUGCCACCAGAUAAUUUCUCGUACAUAGAUGUGUUAAAAUUAGUAGGAGAUGAUAAAGAAAUUGAUGUGAUUGAUGUGUAUCGACAGGCAAACAUAAGAAUGACCCUGGGGGAUUUCAUUGAGUAUGUGGUUAGUAAUGAAAGGACGCGGAUAUUUAAUGUUGUUAGUUUGGAAUUUUCAAAUACGGGGAUGACUCACAUAAUAGAACCCCCUUUAAUAGCGCGAAAACUAGAUUGGGUAAAUACUGUUUGGCCCGAAAAUUUGGAUGGCGUGGCUUUUGAUGGGAGACCUCAAGUUCAAAAAUAUUGUUUAAUGAGUGUGAAGGAUUCAUACACAGAUUUUCACAUUGAUUUUGGUGGCACUAGUGUUUGGUACCAUGUAUUGAGAGGAGAAAAAAUAUUUUUCUUUGUUAAGCCCACACCUGCAAACUUGGCCUUAUAUUCUCAAUGGAUGACAUCCACCAAUCAGAGUGAGACAUUUUUUGGUGAUCAGGUCGAUCAAUGUUAUAGAUGCAUAAUUCGCCAAGGCCAAACAAUGCUAAUACCAACAGGAUGGAUUCAUGCAGUAUACACACCAGUAGAUUCCUUAGUUUUUGGGGGAAAUUUCUUACAUAGCUAUAACAUUAGCAUGCAAAUAAAUUGCUAUGAUAUAGAACGAAAAACAAAGACAGAACAUAAAUAUUUGUACCCUAAUUUCAUAACUAUAAAUUUUUUUGCUGCCCGAGGAAUGUUGGAAGAAAUUAUUAAAAUAAAUAUGGCUGGAGGGGAUAGAGCACCUGAGAAUCUCUUAGUUGGUUUGAAGGCACUUCAGCAGGCUAUUAAACACUGGAAUAAUGAAAAAGAUUACAAUAAUAUUGUAAUGGAGCAAUUGCCCUAUGGUGUAAAUAUAACGAAGCUUUUAAAGGACAUAGGCAAGGAAAUAAGGCACGCUGAAAGAAUAAUUAAUCAAAUAAAUCCUCCAAAACCUGAACGAGAAUCCAAAAGGAAAAGGAAAAAGCCAGUAAAUAAGGAUUUUGUAGAUUAUUCUUUGUCGCCCAGGAAUUUCAACUUUGAUUUUAUGCCUUUACCACCAGCAGAAUACAAUCUCCCUCCAAACUAUUCCAAAACGGCCAGUAACCUUCCAGGAUUAAAAUUGACCUUGCCAAAACCAGCUACGUUCCCAUAUGAAAGAAUAGUCCCCGAAACUACCCAAGUAGUUUAUGACAAUCAACCCUUACCUAGUAUGGAUAACAGCGAACUUUGGAAUAUUCCGUUCGCUACUGAUAGACCCCAGGAAACUGUUGCUGAAUAUAAAGGAGGGACUGUUCUGAAAUUCAAAUUGGGAGCAAAAGAUUUAGUUGCUCCUACUAUAGUACAAACUCAUGAUGUAAAUAUGCCGCAAGGUCCUUAUGGUGAAGGUUUUGAAAAUAAGGAUGUUUAUGAUUUUCAUGACGAUAGUGAUAGAGAUGAAGACUGUAAUUUUACAAUUGACGAGAAUCCAAGCCCGAAGAAGAAAAAAGGUGGUAUUAAAACAAAGUUGCCAGUUACCAAACAAUUGAAGAAACAUAAAUCACCGAUCACGCUCAGCACUAAUGGAAUUGAAUCUCUUUUGCAAGCAUUACCGGGUAGAUCCCAUGGUAGUACUUCACCUUCAACAUCAGAAGCUAUCGCUGGCAUGCUUUCGAUAAGCCAAAACUGGUCACCAACUAGUAAAAAUAGGCGGUAUGAAGCGGACAGCCCAGAGGAAGAUGUGAAUAAUGUCCAUCAAGAUGAAGAGUAUGUCUACCCAGCUUUGGACAACUCUGAUGAGGAAGACAUUCACAUAUUUAAACCUAGGGGCCGUACAAAAAUCGACGAAGCUUGGAACCCUAAGGCGAGGGUGGGACCGCUUUUGCCUAAAAUGAACCGUCCAGCUCGAGAAGGUACCAAAAAACAAGCGGUAGAAAAGGUACUGGAACACGCCGCAGCUACUAGAAGAUCAGCAGAUAUUAUUGCAGAGCUAAACAAGGAGAUAUUGGUGAAACGGCAAUACAAACGUAAGAAGCCAAAACCAAAACCAGAAGUUCAAACACAAUCAAGCCAUUCAGCUGGACCGCUUGUAUUACCUGCAAGUAACAGUGCACCUGUCAACAGAGUCCCUGUCAAAACACCUAAUUUAGUACCACCAUCGAGUUCCAGUGUCGCGGUUGUGAAUAACAGCAUCACAUCUAGCGCUAAGCCCAGAAAAGGUAUGAAGACUGUUAAGCAACGAUUAGGUAAAAUUUUAAAAAUACACAAAAUGAUUCAUUGAGCCAUGUUUAGAUAUUCUAAGUGUUUCUAUUUUUAUAAGAAUAUAACUCUCAGUUGUGGUUUGUUGUUUGGGAGACUUCUUGGCGAUGUCUUGAAGGUAUUUGGGUAUUAGAAUGUUUUUUUUUUUUUAAAUUUAAUGUACAUACAUUAAGGGUGGUAACGUGCAAUAUUUAAUUUUGUAUUAUUAUUAAAGGGUGACUUCUAUUCAAAAAACAUUUGUAAUAUAGGCUGGAUAUUGCUGCAAAAAAAAACUAGCAUUUUAUACAUAAUUGAUGACGUCAGUUUAAAUUUUCAAUUACUUAUUUCAAAUUAAAAUCUGUUUUUUAAUCACCUUCAAGACAUUGAAUAAAAUUUAAGCAAAAAUGCUCACACCUUCAAAUAUUCUUAUCUCAUCGUCAAGCAUGAUUGAUAUAAUAAUACACUCUAUUACGGAAAAGGAUGCGAAGGAUUAUUUUAUAAUUUUUUUUUUAAUGCAUCUACUUCAUUUUUCUGUAUUAAUAUUUGUUUUUAAAUAUUUUUUUAUAUUUUUAUAUAAUUUUAUGUUGUGUUAAAUAUAUAGGUAUAAUAUGUAUUAGAUUUGUGUUUACUAAAACUUUAUGUUUUCUGUGCUGAGGGGUGCCUUCGAAAUAGUGCAAAAUUCAUUUAGGGCAAAACACUUGGUGACUUGCAUGCUUAUUCAAGUGCCCUGUCAUACUAUUACCAUGGGUAAAAUUCGGCCCAUUUUCGAACACACUCCACAUGUUAAAAGGUACGGAUGAAAAUAAUUAUGCAGAAGAAUCCUUGAUUUUUAAGAUUUCUAAUGUUUUGUUUCCUGAGAAAAUACAUACACUGAGUAUUUUUUCGAACCUGUUACAAUCUAACUUUUUUUGAUUAAGCAGGCAUACAGCUACUUUGAGAAGGUAGAUACAUAUUUUGAAUGCCCCAAUUAUGAAUAAUAUUGUCAGAUAACUCCGUAACGCAAAAUUUUCGAUUAUGUUUUAACAUACUUUCAAUCUACUUGUCACGGAGAAAUUAUUCGAUGGUUCAAAAAUUUUAAUCAAAGAACGAAAUGCAUGAUACUUUGAACAUUCUAGCAGUUUAAAUUUUACAGCUUAUCAAAGUUGCAGAAUUGCCUAUUUUCAGCUGUCGAUAUUUCAAAAACAGUGAAAUUUAGGCAGGCAAAUGAGAGAACACAUAUUUUUUUUUAAUGCCUGUUGACCAAAUCUGCGAAAAAGUCAGCAUACUUUUCUCAAUUAGACCAUCUUAUAAAAGUUUGCUUUUGAAAGUAUAUUAUGAUUACAUUCUCAAAUAGCAAUAUAGAGGCUGUCACACUGCAAUAUGCACAAAUUAAUUGCCCACCUUCAAAACAAGUUGGGGCAAAAACAGACAAAUUUGUAUGAAUUUUAAGUACGGGUAACAUGAUACAGUUUGAGUUCUGUUUAAAAUGAGUAUUUGUAGAGUUAUUUUAGGAUAAUUUUUACUUUUUCUUUUUUUCGCCAUCUUUUAUGUAAAAAAUAUCAUCCCUAAGUCAUAUUUUUACAGUGCAUUUUUUUUAAGGGGCUGUAUGUGGUAAAUUUUCAACCCUAUUUUUUAUUGAAAGUAAAAUGAUUGUUUGAUUGUGCAAAAAUGCAUUUGAUUAAAAAAACAAGUGAAACAUUUCUUAAAGCUUUUUGGCACAUUAUGGUAAUCUUCCAUUUCUACCUGCCUAUAGUUUCAGCUCUUUACCCUUGAAAAACCUGGGACCUAAUAUAGAGCUAGAAAAUUCACCAUUUAAAACCCUGAGGCCUGUUAAAAAAUACUCUAUGACCUAGAAAAUUGUGUUUAACUAUAAUAACCUUGUACGAAAGAAAGUUUAACAUACCUAACUGAACAAAAACAAAGUUUUUUUUAUAUAUUUAUUAUUUUAGUUAUUAUUAUUGAAAUUAUUGUUGCAUGUUUUUUCAAAUAUCCCUAUGUUACAAAAUAAGUGGAACUUCAUGUCAGAACUGUUUCAAUUGAAAGGUGAAAUCCUACUUUUUCUGUGAAAUAUUGUAUUUUCAACUUUAUUUAAAAAAUAGCAAAGGUUUAAUGUAAUAUCUUUUUCAUAGGAUGUUUCUUCGAAUUUUAAAUAAACUAUAGUUUUUCAGGAUUGAUCCUUUUAAUUUAAACACUUCUAUCUACAUUUUUUACGCAAGUAUCGUUUGAUUUUUAGAUUGUUUUUUUUGCCAGCAGCUUUAAUAAGUAUUAAAAAUUCAGCACUUUGCCUUAACUGUUUCAUUCUACUUUAGUAUUGUGUGAGAAAUGAAAUCAUUGGCAAUUCUCUAUAAACUAUAAAGAUUCAUAUAUUUGUGAUAUAUUCUAAUAAAUUUGCUUUUGAAGAAGAAAAAUCUUCGAAAAAAUAUGAAUCGAACAAAGUUUUUUUGUAGCUACAGCAUAAUAUUUUUAUAUAAUAGUAAGUAGAACAUAUUUUAGUUUCUAAUUAUAAUGUAGUAACAUUGUAUGGCAUGAUAAAAAGGUUCUAGUUAUAAUUUAGCUUAACAUCGUAUUUGUAUUAUAUGUAUAGUACCUAAUUCAAAAUUUCUAGGGUAUCAUAUUCAGGGAAAUUUUAAAGUUUCUUUUCUAUUGUAAAUAAAAAAAAUCGUUCAUUUCUGUGAUCUUUGCAAAAUCCGAUUUUGCAUUAUAAUGUAAUCCAAUAACUAUUGUAUAAAGGCCAAUAUUUUCACUUUCGUGAUUUUUUUAUUCUUAUUGGUUAAUGUUGGUCAUGCGAAAAAAAAGGAAAUUUAAUUCCCUCAAAAAUAUAUUUGGCUUUAAUGAAAAUUGAUCAAAUUGUAAUAAAUUGUUUUUUGAUUAUA